CUGUUAUUCCUCGGCUCCGAGGGUGAGAAAUGUUGACCAUGCAGGCCUCACUGAUGCGUAUAGUGACAAGAAGCGCAACAACUACUCACACACCGCCAGAGGGCGGCUGGAAAACAGAGAAACCAGUUUCGACAGCAAUGCCGACUGCGAAAAUGGCACAGCGGGAGCGCCGGCACCGCAAGAACGAUAUCAGCGAAAUGCUGUCGAGAACGACCAGCGUCAAGGAGUCCAAGACUUUGUCUACC
This is a messenger RNA of Amoebophrya sp. A120, 245 nucleotides long. The record is from the annotation of a GenBank genome assembly. Lineage: Eukaryota; Dinophyceae; Syndiniales; Amoebophryaceae.